Messenger RNA from Benincasa hispida (wax gourd), 1169 nucleotides. The record is from RefSeq and is a predicted model, not a curated record. Lineage: Eukaryota; Viridiplantae; Streptophyta; Magnoliopsida; Cucurbitales; Cucurbitaceae.
AUGUAUUCUAGUGGGUUCUUUCAGUUUGCUGAAGUUGGUUGGAUUCGCGCUUCCAAAGUUCUUCGCAGUAUUCUCCUGUUCAAUGCGGAUUCCUUGACAGGAUUGACGUUGCUAUCCAAAAGCUAUGGAAGAGCAAGGAGUGCCGCCAGCUUUUUACCUAGAGGACCAAUAUUGAAAAACUUGGCUUAUGCAAUUGAACCUAGGGCUGCAGAGUAUUGUUCAAAAAUAAAAAGACUGCUUAGAUUAACUCUCUCCCCGACAGGCCUGCCUCCUAAACAAACUCAUUUAGCUAACACUAUUAUUUGUGGUUCCUUCUCAGAUUUUAAGAAGGAAUUGAGAGCUCUGAAUAGGGAGCUGCAGCUUCACAUUCUGGAGCUUGCUGAUAUUCUUGUUGAGAGGCCGUCACAAUACGCAAGGAGGGUGGAAGAAAUAUCCCUAAUAUUCAAAAACUUACACCACCUGCUUAAUUCAUUGCGACCACAUCAGGCUAGAGCAACGUUGAUUCAUAUACUAGAACUUCAGAUAGAGCGGCGUAGACAAGCUGUUGAGGAUAUAAAAAGGAGGAGAGAAGAAGCACAAAGAUUACUCAUGGAGUCCCUUGAAACUUUGGAUGGACACUAGUACUAGCUCUUUAAUCAGUGUUGACUUCAGAAAGUACAAGUCUUGUCCAUGCUGAAUGUUUCAAACUCGAGAUCCUCAUAUCCAACUGCACCAACUGAAUUCAUCGGUUCGGUUCGGUCAGUUCUAAAGCAACACUGUGGUGCAUCGAUGACGUGUCUAGGUAAUUCUUAAGUAUAACAUCUUCCAAUCUGUGCAAGAUCCAGAAGGGACGACAACCUCCUAUUGUGAUUACUUGAGCAGAUUGUCAAUGUGUGGAAUGUAAUUAAUUGAACUAACUACUUUGUUAGCUUUAAUCCACUGGUCGAGUGUAGUGACUACGAAACGUACUUGAAAAAAUCGGUUCUAUAGAUUGUACGAUUUAGAAUUCUCGAUGGCAAGAAGAGUGACUAUGACUAUGAGACUUUGGGAGGAAUUAAUGUUGUUAUUGCGUCUCUGGCUUUCUCUCACAGUGCAUUAUUAUUUGAAAUACAACGUUGCGCCAGGCUGUGGGAUGCAGCAAAAACGAUGGAGACAAUGAUAACUUUCCAAUGUUUAAUUUGUUUGGUCAA